AUGUCAGAUGCGACCGAACGAGAAGAAGAAGGCCUGCCCGCAAGGAAGGGCAAGGCGGCAUUGAAGCCUAUCUCGGCCUAUCAGCCUCAAGAGCCCUUCAUCGCCUUCCCCAGGAAAGUGUCCGCACCCAAGCGAGUGUCCAAGCAUGCUAUCACGCCCAUCAAGACGUCCGCACGACGACGUGAUGCGCCAGAUCCGUCCGACUUUGCUACGCCCAAACGAAGCUCGCCGACCCGGCAGCGCACAGCUCAAGUCAGGCGCCUUCGAGCUGCUACACCGACCAGUGUCUCGCCCUUCAGACCUGUGCCUUCGACGUCCGCACUAGAACCGACGCUUGCGAGUGAGCCGCGCAAACAGCAGCGACCCCUCACUUCUCUGACAGAGUACAAUGUCUCGCCAAGAGCCCAAGCAGCAGAUACAAGCAGCAACUCGGGGCUCAAGAGGUCUAUCAGUGCUACUGCAGCACUAGUCAGUGUUGGCAAGGAUGUCAAGGAGGAAGACAAGCCAUCGAAGCGCAUGAGAUCAUUGCUCGCCACGGAUCCAUUCGAUUCGUCGAACAUUGCCGCGCCCGCACCUGCGCAAGCGCCUCUCACGCCGUCGACCUUCAAAGUUGCGAGACCCAUCGUCGAUAUGGCAGCAAGUCUCACGCCGAGCAGUGUUGAUGAUCUCACCAGAUCAGAUGCAACGCCGCUCGAGAUUGCGCUCGAAAUCUGGAGCCCGCGAAAGAAGCGCAAACGCACGCAACUUUCUGGUGGACUCGGCAAUUUCGCUGCACAGGCUAUCGGCCGAAUGAAGAGCGAGCAGACGCUUUGGCAGCACGAGCUCACGCGGCAGCGCAAGACGAGCACAAAGGCAACGUCGAAUCAGUAUCGAUACACCAUCGUCGCAAUGCUCUCUCAUCUGUCUGCUCCUACACAGCCGCAAGCAAGCAUAUUUCAUCAGGGCUACGGACUGGGUGCAAGAGUUUCGGUUGCGCGAUGCCGGCCCGCGGAUGCCGCUGAUUUCGUGACGGUCAUCUUUUCACUGUCUGCGUAUGCCAGUGCGUCAUCGCAGCAAGAAGCUGUUGAGAUCAUGCAAGGCGACGAGCAGUAUACUUUGAUCACAUCAACGCGGCAGAUGCGCGACCGGCUCAAGCUAGACGCCCAAGUGAUAGUCUGGGACCCAGUGCACAGGUUUCUAGAAGCGGCUGAGCCCACGCUGCUCUGCUCCCGCUUUGCCACACUGCAUACAGGCGAAUAG
This is a messenger RNA of Mixia osmundae IAM 14324, 1239 nucleotides long. RefSeq lists its product as uncharacterized. The record is from RefSeq and is a predicted model, not a curated record. The transcript is spliced from 3 exons. The coding region runs from base 1 to 1239 and encodes 412 amino acids. NCBI's taxonomy places the organism in Eukaryota, Fungi, Basidiomycota, Mixiomycetes, Mixiales, Mixiaceae.